Molecule: messenger RNA, 1081 nt
Organism: Bradysia coprophila
Lineage: Eukaryota; Metazoa; Arthropoda; Insecta; Diptera; Sciaridae
Product: 3-oxoacyl-[acyl-carrier-protein] reductase FabG-like
Source: RefSeq, a predicted model, not a curated record
GUAGAAUUUAUAACCGAGACGACGGUAAAGAUAAUUCAAUUGCAAAUUUUCCGUUCAUCGGAUCAGAAGUUCGUAUCAGUUUGCGGUGAGGAAAGUAAAUUUUCGUGAAAAGUGAAACCAUGAAAAGUACGGCCAUUUGUUUCGUCGCAAUUUUCGUUCAAUACAUUUCCAUUAUCAAUGGAGACGUAGACGAUAUACCAAUAACUCUGCGAGAAUUCCGAGCAGUUAAAAACUCAUUGGAUUUUACUGGGAAAGUUGCGCUCGUAACUGGUUCCAACUCCGGUUUAGGGUCUGCAACAGUACGUCUCUUUUCUUAUUUGGGAGCUAAAGUGGUAGUGACUGGCAGAAAUUUAACACGGAUUAAGCAAACUGUCGACGAAUGUAGGAAACUGUCUCCGUAUGACUAUAAACCAAUUGGUCUACAACUUGAUCUCACGAUUCCUGGCAAUGUUGCAAAACUCGUAAACGAAACUAUCGAGGCCUAUGGACACAUUGACAUUUUAGUUAAUAAUGCUGGAAUCGGUAGCUUUGCGACCAUCCAAGAUCCGAAAUUCAUAGAUGUUUACUUAGAGUCUCGAGCCAUUAAUGAAGAGGCGCAGAUCGACUUAACUAGUUUGGUAGCCCCAUAUAUCGUAGAGAGGAACGGUACGAUUAUUCUUAUGACCAGCUUAUUUGCACGGAAUCCGGUUACAUCAAGUUCUGCGUAUAGUAUGGGCAAAAAUGCUCUAAUUGCAUUUGCAAUGACAUUGACUCAUGACCUGGGUAGCAACUGUCGAGUGAAUGUGAUAAGUCCCACAGUCAUAGAUGGCACUCGUAUCUUUCGAUUGCUUGACCCAUCCGUCCGUCCAACAUUAAUUGCGAACCAGAUUGCAUCGUCUACAUUAAAGAGAGCCGGUGUUCCAAUGGACAUAGCUAAGUCAGUAAUAUAUUUAUCGUCACCUUUGGCCAGUUUCAUCAAUGGGAAAGAACUCCAGCUUGACGGUGGCUUAUCUAUUUCAAUUUUGUAAAAAUUUAGACUAACUCUUCUAUGUAACGGCAUUUUAUUAUUAGAAAUAAAGGUUGCUAGACGUUGCUAGACAUU